AUGCUGACAUUAAUGCGAAUACAGCCUUGGACUAGUUCUGUUCUCGCACCUGCCCCGUCAGAGGAGCAACCAUCCACUGUUUCACUCCGGCAGAGCCUUCUGCAUGGUUACCGACCCGAUAUCCGACAAAGCGGCGGAGGCCGCGAAGCUAAAGCGGCGUUGAUGCUUGGCCCUCACCAAAAUAUCUGCUACUAUCCAGGCAAACUGCACGGCGGUUACCAGGCAUUUCUCAUGGACCAUAUCUUCGCCGACUGCUGCUCUCCAGCCCUAACAGCCAAUCUAAGCAUCGACUUUAUGCUCCCGAUCCCACCAAAAACAACAUUGCUGCUAAAUGCAUGGCCAGCCAAGAUUGAAGGUCGCAAGAUCUUCAUGGAGGGUUCCAUUAUGAUCACCGAAGAGAUGACUGGCGAGAUGGUAUCAGCUGCCCGAGCCAAGGCUCUUUUUAUCACCCCCAAGUACAAGGCUACUUAG
Molecule: messenger RNA, 471 nt
Organism: Penicillium riverlandense
Lineage: Eukaryota; Fungi; Ascomycota; Eurotiomycetes; Eurotiales; Aspergillaceae
Product: PaaI family thioesterase
Exons: 1
Coding region: 1-471 (156 amino acids)
Source: RefSeq, a predicted model, not a curated record